Saccharomycopsis crataegensis is the source of this 1044-nucleotide messenger RNA. RefSeq lists its product as uncharacterized. The record is from RefSeq and is a predicted model, not a curated record. Bases 1 to 1044 code for a protein of 347 amino acids. NCBI's taxonomy places the organism in Eukaryota, Fungi, Ascomycota, Saccharomycetes, Ascoideales, Saccharomycopsidaceae. The transcript has a single exon.
AUGUGUAUGAGAAAUCCAAAACAUAUAUAUAAUCCUAAACCUCACCCUGUCAUCAAAGACAUUGAAGUUAGCCCACCACCAUAUCAGCCAUACAUCAUGGACGAAAAAACUUACAUCCAAGACGAAAAAGCACAAUACGAACAAAGUAAGCCUUUGCUCUGUUACUCUGACUCCAAAGAACCUUUGCCAUUCCCAGUUACCCAAAAUGACAAACCUCACAAGAAGUCUAUUCGCAAACCAAUUGCCAUCGCCUUAGGCUCUGCCGCCGUCUUCCUUUUGUUCAUGGCCUCAUCUCAUAAAGGCUGUCAUGGUGCUCCUCCUCACGGUGCUCCUCCUCAUGGUGGUCCUCACGGUGCUCCUCCUCAUGGUGGUCCUCACGAUGCUCCUCCUUAUGGUGGUCCUCAUGGUGGUCCUUAUGGUGGUCCUCAUGGUGGUCCUCAUGGUGGUCCUCAUGGUGGUCCACCUAACAAAGGUUGUCAUGACGGUCCUCGUGGAGGUCCCCACGGCAAAGGCCAUCAAGAAAUGCCUCCAAUCUGUCAUGUUGUUGGUAGAGGUAAGGGUAAGGAUGACAGACCUGAAUGGUUACAGGAACUUAAGGACGCUGUCACAGCUGGCGACCUUGAAAAGGUCACUGAAAUUGAAACCCAACAUGAAACUGAACUUAUUGCCUUCAACUUGGGUAAAGCUGAAUUAGAAGGAGAUUCUUUGAUUCACACCGUCCAUAUGGCCUAUCAUGAAGGUCUAUUUGAUGUUGCUGAGCAAAUCAUUGCUGACCGCAAGGACUCCGAAGAAUGGGACAUGCCACAAUGGUUGAAGGAACUCUGGGGUGCUGAAUAUUCUAAAGAUUUUGAAAAGAUUGAAGAAAUCAGAAACGGUGAACAUUCUGCUGAAUUCAAGGCUUACAAUGAAGGUAUCAGACAUGAAUGUAAGAAGAUGGGACCUAAGGAACACAAGAAACAUGAUAAGGGUCAAGGUAAAGGACCAGGUCAUGAUGAUAUCAUAAUGGUUGAAAUGGGCCAACCUUACUUUUCUUCGAUUCUUUAA